GGGGGUAGGAAGCAAGAUAAUGGCGAUGUAAUGACUUUAUAUACAAUAGAGAUGUUAUUUGAAUGCCCUUCAGUGCUUUGUGAGCCUUCCUGGUGGUGUGGUGGUGCGCAGUGGUGGUGAGUGGUGGUGUUGAGUGGUGGUGGUGCACUUUUGACGCAUAAUUCACGCUGAUUUUAUUGAUUUUUAAGAGAAUAAGUGUAAUGUGCUUUCAAUUUUCCCGCCAUCUUGAAAUCAGCUGGUCUGUGUUUGGACCCAGACCGAGACCCAGACCACGAGCCACUUCUCUUCACCUCUCCUCAUAUUUGACCUUCUUUUACGACACUGAGGCCUCGUAGGACACUCUGCGGGGAGGAUACGACACUCGAAUCAUUAAGAUGGAUGAGGAGGGGGUGGAGGAGACAGGAGGUGGAGGGAGCAGAGGGGAGCGCCACCCCCCUGCCACGCCCCCUACUGUCACCACACUAAGAGAAAAUUUAGCCAAUCUUCUUGAGUUAAAGAAAGUCCACGAGGAGAGGCUAGAGUGUGUUCGAGAAGAGAUUUUGAAGCUUCAGAAAUUUAAGAAGGAUUACGAACUGCUUUUUAAGAGACUCAAGACACUCCCAGAGAAGAUCAGACAUGAGGUGAUGGUGCCCCUGGGAAGCCUAGCGGUGAUGCCUGGCCAGCUGAUCCACACCAAUGAGGUCCUGGUGCUGCUUGGUGACAAUUGGUUUGCCGAGAGGAGUGCAAAACAGGCUUCCGAGAUUGUCAAAAGGAGGAUCAAGGACUGCGAGGAGAAGAUCCAAACCUGCGAGGAGACCCAGAAGAUUCACUUAGGGUGGCUGAGGGAGGCGGAGGAGGUGCUGCAGGGUGAGCAGGGUGAGCAGGUAGAGAUUAUUGAAGAAAUGACAGAAGAGGAGUAUCAACGCAGCCAGGAGGAGCACCGGCGCAGGGUGAAGGAACAGUACAGGCAGCUGAGCGAGGCAUCACCCUGUCACCCCACCCACCCUGCUCAACCUCCCGACACCCUGCCUGGCCCCCUCCCCCCCGAACAUCACCCUAGCUAUGUGGACACCCUAGCAGAGAGAGAGAGGGAGAGCUAUGAAGAAUUAAUGAGAAGAUUAGACCAGUUGGAAUUGGAGGAGUUAGGAGAAGGAAUGGAAGCUUUAGAAGAGGAGGAGGAGGAGGAGGAAGAGGAAGAAGAAAGAGAGGAGGAGGAGGAAGAUGAGGAGGAGCUCUUCAGUAUAGCACCCACACACACACCAACAGAAAAACCCAAACACCGCCUUCGUUUACACAGCGCAGAGGCCUUGGGGAGCAGGGGGGGUGACGAGGAUGGGGGGCACACACCAGAGACCCCCACAGACGAUGACACAGGCCCCCACAGCACCCCCACCCCCCGUAGACGCUUAAAACGGCGGGUCAGCUGGGCAGAUGACGUGCGACCCCUCUACACAAUAAUUCCAGACAACAACAGUAAGGAAACACACCAUAUCUCAUACACCAGUGGCACCCCCGCCCCCCCUGGCCUUGAGACAGCCCCCCCAGCCCCCCCGUCUCUCCUCGGACCACUACCGCCUGCAGGAGUCACCCGGGGCGGCCUAGAAGGGGUCAAAAGCCCCUCGGAUAUUUUUAAGGUGUUCGGCAGAGGGAGUGUGUCAUUUGAGGAGAAGGGUGUGUCUCCGCCGCCGCCGCUGCUGCUGCCGCUGCCGCAGUUCAAGAGUAUUUUGAAGAAGUCUGUGUCCUUGCCCAUUGAUGGAAGCAGUCAUGGCGAAGAGGAAGAGGAGGAAGGGGUGAGGCUGAAGGAGGAGGAGACUCCGCCUCCACCACCAUCACCACCUCUCAGGAAAUCUCUCUCUUUAAAGCCAGCAUUCUCCUACCGAGUAUUAGAGAGAAAGGGAGCCAUCUCUACUACUACUACUACUACUACUGCUACUACUACUGCUACCACCACCGCACCACCACCACCGCCACCACCAAGAUUUCAAAGUUUAAAGCUUCUAGAAUGAAGAAGUAGAACACUCUCUCUCUCUCUCUCUCUCUCUCUCUCUCUCUCUCUCUCUCUCUCUCUCUCUCUCUCUCUCUCUCUCUCUCUCUCUCU
Messenger RNA from Portunus trituberculatus (swimming crab), 2077 nucleotides. RefSeq names its product unconventional prefoldin RPB5 interactor 1-like. Gene Ontology annotation, biological process: negative regulation of phosphatase activity; negative regulation of transcription by RNA polymerase II. The record is from RefSeq and is a predicted model, not a curated record. Gene Ontology annotation, molecular function: transcription corepressor activity; chromatin binding; phosphatase inhibitor activity. NCBI's taxonomy places the organism in Eukaryota, Metazoa, Arthropoda, Malacostraca, Decapoda, Portunidae.